AUGCACGCCUUCGGGCCACCUGCCGAGCCGCCGCCUCACGCCCAGGAGCUGCUGGACGUGGCGGCGUGUCCCGGUAUCUACCCACCGGGCAGGUCCUUGCCCCAGCCUCACACCACCGCUAACCCUUACCUGUGGCUCGGCGGCCCCCCCACGGCCUACCUGCCCGCCGGCCCCUUCCUGCCCUCGGGCUGCGCCGGCGCGCAGCGGCCGCUGUCGGUGUCCCCGGGAGCGGAGCGGGGCUGGCCAGAGCUGGCAGCGCAGCAGGAGCUCCUGCGCCCUGCGCGGCCGCCCUACUCCUACUCGGCGCUGAUCGCCAUGGCCAUCCACAGCGCGCCGGGCCGGCGGCGGACCCUCAGCCAGAUCUACCAGUACGUGGCCGACAACUUCCCCUUCUACAAGAAAAGCAAAGCGGGCUGGCAGAACUCCAUCCGCCACAACCUCUCCCUUAACGACUGCUUCAAGAAGGUCCCGCGGGACGAGGACGACCCGGGCAAAGGCAACUACUGGACCCUCGACCCCAACUGCGAGAAGAUGUUUGAUAACGGCAAUUUCAGGAGGAGGAGGAAGAGACGGGCUGAGGCCAGCAUGCCAGAAGGGGCUGGGGGGCUGCGGGGGUCCCCCAGUGCUGAUACCCCCUUCUAUGGAGCCCAGAUGUGACUGGAGCUCUGCAGACACUCUGCUAACGCGUGAGAGGCAUAUUUUUGUAACGUGUAAGUGUGCAUUUUUCUAUGCAACCUGUAAAUAACAAGAUGUAUGAGGAAGGGAGCAGUGGUGAGAGUGUUCUGGGAGCUGAGCUAAGCUGUCACGGCUGCUUAUGAGUGCUGCUUUCUCUCUGUUUUCACACUGCCCUUCCCCAUCAGAAUUUUGGAAAGGCUUUAUAACCUCCUGCCAUGUAGGUGUCCAGGGUCCUUUCUCACCUGUGCAGGGCCAAGAGCAAAGCAGAGCCACAGGAGCCCAACUUGCAAUGGAAGGGUCCAUGCUGGAUGCCAGGUUCCUAGGUCCCAGUUAUGGACCUUCUGGGUAAAUUCUGGGAGGCAUAAGCCUGGUUUGCUGCCUGGAUGUUCCAGAGUUCAUAGAAUGGUUUGUUUAAAGGUCAUCUACUCCAAUCCCUCUGUAGUCAGCAGGACAUCUUUAACUAGAUCAGGUUGCUCAAGAACACCAAACAAUCUGACCUGAAAUGGUUCUAGGGAUGGGGCAUCUUCCAUCACUGGACAGCCCUAGGUGUAAGAAAUGCCUUCUUUCUCUGUAGUCUGGAUCUCCCAUCUUAGUUUCAGAGCAUCACCCCAUGUUCUUUCACAAUGCAUCCUGCUAGAAAGUCUGCUCCCAUCUUUCUUACUGUCCCCUUUAAGUUCUGAAAGGCCACAAGGAGGUCUCCCAGGAGCCUUCUCUUCUUGCAGGAUCACAGGAUAUUAGGGGUUGUAAGGGACCCAAGGAGAUCAUUGAGUCCAACCUCCCUGCCAGAACAGGACCACACAGUCUAGCACAGAUCACAGAGAAACGUAUCCAGACAGGCCUUGAAAGUCUCCAGAGAAGAGGCUGAACAACCCCAAGUCUCUCAGCCCUUUUUUGUAGGAGUGGUGCCCUAGCCCUCUGAUCACUUUUGUGCCAGGAGGGAGCUUAGUGUGCAGGGAGAUGCAGAGGGCUGUGCCCUCAUCUCAUUCCCAGGAGGGCCCAGGCUGGCGUGCGUGGCACCCAGCCGCACCAUUCUCUGCAGCCUCUUUGAAUCCAACCCCUUUAUUUUUUUCCCCAAACACACAAGAUCAUCUUUGUGUCAGCCUGUGGAGCUGACAAUAAUUCGUAGGAAGAAUUUCAGAUUUAAUCGAGCGUCCAGAAUGAAGCUGGAUCCCCGCUGAGGAGCUGUUUAAUUGCUGGGUUUCCUGCUAACUGCCUUGUGGGGAGCCGGUGGCCCGUGGCGCAGGUGUCCCAGUGCAGCCUGGAUUCUGCCCUGCAGCGCAGCAGCAGACCCUCUAGAGGACCUGCUGCUUGAGGCCACCUCGUUAAAAACGCCUCUUAUUUAUCCACUAGUAUGUGUGGUUUCUGCAUUUUUCGUGGUUAUUCGCAGCAGUGAUUUUUGGGGGCAUUUUAUUAAAUGCUUAAGAUUUUGGCCACCUCUGUUUGCAUUUUAACACUUACUGCCUGCUCCCUGCUUUUGGUUUCUGGUUGGUUUUCUUGGUUUGAAGUAAAGAACAUUGUGAACUUUCUAAUCUGUUCCCUUUCCUUUCAGAGUCUCUAUCUCCUCCAGGCUGUUCUUCCUUGCUUAUGACAAAAAUCUGACUUAAUAUUAACUAAAAAGCUGAAAAUACUGUUACUUACAGGAGAGCAACCCAAAACAGAGACCUGUGUAAUGCGAAUUACUUGUUCAUUUGAAUGGAACUAUAAACCAAGUUUGACAAAAAAUAAACCAUAGACCAAACUGUCUAGAAACUUAAAA
Pogoniulus pusillus (Red-fronted tinkerbird) is the source of this 2431-nucleotide messenger RNA. It is a transcript of the gene FOXI2, whose product is annotated as forkhead box I2. The record is from RefSeq and is a predicted model, not a curated record. Gene Ontology annotation, biological process: anatomical structure morphogenesis; cell differentiation; regulation of transcription by RNA polymerase II. NCBI's taxonomy places the organism in Eukaryota, Metazoa, Chordata, Aves, Piciformes, Lybiidae. Gene Ontology annotation, molecular function: RNA polymerase II cis-regulatory region sequence-specific DNA binding; DNA-binding transcription factor activity, RNA polymerase II-specific. The transcript is spliced from 2 exons. The coding region runs from base 1 to 657 and encodes 218 amino acids.